CAAAGCAACUUUUUGGAAUAAGUAGUAGCGAUGAGGAUAUUGCUGUAGAUAAUAAUGAUCCACAUCCUUCGACCAGUUCUAUUGAAAACUUAGGACUACAAGCCAGAUUACCAGUAAACAUUGAACGUCAGUUUCCUACUCCUCCACCUGUAUUGUUGAAAUCUGCUACAAAGAGAACAUUUAAUUCAAUAUCAACUUUGUCACCUUCUACAUCAAGCUCUAGAGCUGUUAUGAGUACUCUAGUUGAAGGUGAUAAGUCUUCUAAACCUGUAUGUCCUUUAAUUGGUACACGUUACAGUAAAAACGAACACCGAUACUCUUCAUCAGACCUGUGUUUCAUUUCUGCCGAUUUAAUGAAACUAAGGAAUACUGUUUCUUAUAUUAAACAUCAUCUCAUUGAUAAUAAGGAUACAACUGAUGAUAAAAAAAUUGUAGUAGUAUCUAAUUAUGAAAUGGACAAUAUAUUUCCAAUAAAAAGUGAAGAUGGUCUUAAGAUGUUAGAAAACAAACUUGAAGAUAUUGAAUAUUUUCAUAAACUGGUGUCCACAAUUGCAUUUACAAUUGGUGGGAUAAAGAGUUUAUCCAAAAUGACAACAUCAACAAUGAGGAUAAUGUUUUCAGAUGAAUUUAUUGCAGAUUAUAGUUGGAAGUGGCAAAAAAAAAAAAGUCUUGAAGCAAGUCCAAUUCACAAAGUCAUAAUAAGUAGGCAAUAUUCAUAUCAAUUAUUUUUUAUUAUUCACAAUUUUAAUAUUUAUGAACAAGUUUCACAUCCUUGA
Molecule: messenger RNA, 776 nt
Organism: Metopolophium dirhodum (rose-grain aphid)
Lineage: Eukaryota; Metazoa; Arthropoda; Insecta; Hemiptera; Aphididae
Exons: 3
Coding region: 231-776 (181 amino acids)
Source: RefSeq, a predicted model, not a curated record